AUGGCGGUUGCACAGUUAGUCUCUCUCUUCGAGACUCUCCACGAAGAAGCAUCCAUUAAACCAAUGCCCAGGAGCUUUCGCAGCCACACCUCGUCCUCGAAAGUCCGCCUCCAUCUCCAGACCAUCUUCAGUCACAACCCUCUGCACCGAUCGUCGGCAAAGAGCCCCUCCGGCAACAUGACCUCGACCUCGUCCUCGUCCACGUCAUCAUCCAUCCAUUCCUCGCCCAGUUCCUCCUACAGCAGCUUUGGCCGCCGACAACUAGUACCUACCCACGACCUCGACUCGGCCGUCCUCUCCCCCAUGUCAGCACUGUCGAGCCACCAUAUCCGGCGCCAACCCUCUGCCAUCGACCUCGUCCUCGAGGCGGAACGGUACGCCGAUGAAGCUGAGAUGAUCGGGCUAGGACUGCUGGAACCCAGACCCAGAGCCAACACGACUGCUUCGACAACAACAUCCUCUACACAGUGCUCCAUGAUGGAGUUCAUGAAUGAGACCAUGCAAACGCCGGUGGUGUUGGAUGGGAUCUUUGAGGUCAUGGAACGUGCAUAA
Molecule: messenger RNA, 552 nt
Organism: Fonsecaea erecta
Lineage: Eukaryota; Fungi; Ascomycota; Eurotiomycetes; Chaetothyriales; Herpotrichiellaceae
Exons: 1
Coding region: 1-552 (183 amino acids)
Source: RefSeq, a predicted model, not a curated record